This is a messenger RNA of Gaeumannomyces tritici R3-111a-1, 4230 nucleotides long. RefSeq names its product topoisomerase 1-associated factor 1. The coding region runs from base 153 to 3884 and encodes 1243 amino acids. Lineage: Eukaryota; Fungi; Ascomycota; Sordariomycetes; Magnaporthales; Magnaporthaceae. Gene Ontology annotation, cellular component: replication fork protection complex. The transcript is spliced from 3 exons. Gene Ontology annotation, biological process: DNA repair; replication fork arrest; DNA replication checkpoint signaling. The record is from RefSeq and is a predicted model, not a curated record. Gene Ontology annotation, molecular function: DNA binding.
CGUCUCCCAUCAAUUGACAGCAUCAAGCAGCCCAUGCACCCCAAGGCGAGGCUGUGGUGGGGACCUCCCAAGACAACCACCUCAUCGACGCUGCACCUCCCAGCCGGCUUCAGCCCAAGCCCUAGCUCGAGCCCAUCCUCCCUGAGCCCAUCAUGGAGGCGGCUGAAGGAAGCAACGAUGUCGUUCACCCUGAAGUGCGGGCGCACAUCAACAGCCUCGUCUCGGCGCUCGGCGGUACCAGUGCCGACGACGAUGGCCGCUAUAAGCUCGGCGAUGAUGCCCUCGAGGUGCUGCGCGACAUGAAGCGAUGGAUCCGCUUCUACGAUGAAAAGACGAACCGCAUGGACGUCGCCCGCUGCCUGGCCGAGGCCAACGCCGUGGGCGGCGACCUGCUCCCCAUAUUGGCCCUCUGGCCCGAGGCCGAGGCUGACAGCCGCCUGCGCGCCCGCAUCGCCCUCGCCUGCUACGAGAUCCUGACCCCCCUAACAUGGCCCAUCGAGCGUGACCCCGAGCGCACCACCGUCAACCACUAUCGCCACAUGCCCGUUCUGCAGCUCGCCCAACUCGCCUACAAGCGCGACAUUGUCAACUACGACGGCGCCCAGAUCCUGCACACGGCCGUCCGCGUCGCCCUGCCCUCCAUGGCCAUCCCCGCCGCCGACCGCUCGCCCCGCGACCAGGGCAUCAUCAAGCUGGUGCUCUACUUCCUCCGCAACAUCGCCGCCAUCGCUCCUCCACCUGGUCUCGGCUACGACGGCGACGAGUCCCAGAUCUCGCGCUCCGCCACCGUCGACGCCUUCUCGUACCAGGACGUCUUCCUCGCCCUGCUGACCGUGGCCUCCAACAUUGGUGACGACUUCCGUACCGAGGACGUCAUCGUCAUGGAGAUCAUCUUCCACCUGGUCAAGCGUGUCGACAUCCCCAAGUUGUUCCUCGACGAGGACGCCCUAGGCCACGCCAAGGCCGACGACCUCGCCAACCUGAUCCAGAAGGAGAAGGCCAUGCUACAGUCACACAGCAAGCGGGGACCCACCCGCCACAACCGCUUCGGCACCAUGGUCUGGGUCCAGCGCGCCGACGGCAGGAUGUCUGCCGUCUCGGGCCAGGACGCCCUGCGCGACAAGGCCAGCCGCGAACGCAAGAUGGACGAGUCCAAGACCUUUCGCCCCCCGCGCAAGUCGCGCAAGGCCGAGAUGGAGCCCAAGGACCUCGGCCCGCCCGUCUCGCUGAACCCGAGGGCCAACACCCAGCUCAGGCGCUUCGUCGAGGACUUUCUCGACUCGGCCUUUAACCCGCUCUUCCAGCAUGUCCGCAAGACCAUAGAGAGGGACGCCCCCUAUCUGCUCCACCAGCACCGCGCCCAGUUCUUCUACCUCGUCUCCUGGUUCCUCGAGGCGGAGCGCGCAAGGAUAAAGACGGACAAGGAAAAGGAAAAGAAAAAGAAAAAGCCGGCUGCGGCUCCAGCUCCGGCAGCUGCAGCUCCGCCACCCGAGGACGAAGUGUCGCCUUUCAACCUGGUCGCCGCCGUCCUAAACCAGGAGAUGUUUGUCGCAAUGAACCGCGCCAUGGAUCGGGCCUACAACGACAAGGAUUGGCAGGAGCUGACUACUGUGAUGCGCUGCUUCACCCAGAUCCUGCUGACCGUCCAGGACAUGGCAGAUGCUGGCGGGGAGGAGAACGAGGACAUUGCCGACAACAUCCUUAACCGUCUUUUCUACGAGGAGACUACGCACGACCUCAUCACCAACAUUGCACGCACCUUCAAGGACCAAGGGUUCGAGUACUUGGACGCCUGCACCGAACUCGUCCACACCUACCUCCGUAUCCUGGAGGCCUACUCCAAGCAGAACGUGGACAUGCAGGUGCGCUCGCGCAAGCGGACCCGCAAGAAGAAGAAGAAGAAGAAGGCCGCCGCUGAGGGAGAGGGCGAGAACCUCAUCGAUGGCGGGCCGGGCCCCGACGAGGCCGACUCGGGCGACGAGGAUGACGAGGCCCAGGCGGAACGGACCAGCAAGGAGCGCAAGUUUGACUUUUCGCGCUUCGCGGCCCGUUUCGUGCCCCAGGGUGUCGUCGACACUUUCGUGGCUUUUGCUCGGUACUACCGCGACCUGGACGACGCGCAGCUCAAGCGCGCCCACCGCUACUUUUUCCGCGUCGCCUUCAAGCAGGACAUGAGCGUCAUGCUGUUCCGCGUCGACAUCAUCCACCUGCUAUACAACAUGGUGCGAGGCCCGGAUGCCCUCCCCAAGACGUCGGCCACAUUCCGCGACUGGGAGGAGCUCGUCAAGCAGGUGACGCGCAAGUGCGUGCGCAAGAUCGAGGAGCGGCCCGCCCUCAUCAUCGAGAUGCUCUUCUCCAAGAUCAACAGUACCGCCCACUAUCUCGAGUUCGGUUUCGAGAAGCAGACGAUAUCGUCUGGUUCGUCGGCCAAACCCCGGCCCGCCGCCGAGCUCGAGUUCAAGCCCACGGCAGGCAUAGAGGGGCUCGACCGCCAGAUCGCCGUCGCAGUCGCCGUGCUGCUGGACAAGAACAUGUCCGAGCACAUUUCCUGGGUCAAGCAGAAGCUCGAGGACGCCGAGUCUGAGCGCCGUGCCUGGGAGGUGGCCGACAUGGCCAUGCCAUCCGUCGAGGCGAGCGCUGGCGCUGCCGAGGGAGAAGAAGGCGCUGCUGAGAAGCCUAGCGAGCCGCGAAUGCCCAAGGAACAUUCAGACACAGUCGUUCAACCCGAUACCGACGCUCGUCGGCUGGCAAUAUUCAAAAACCCGCACCUUCGUCUUCUCAUGAAGCUUGUCGGCUUUGAGCGUCUGUCGCCUGACACGGACGAGACGCCCGAGUCCGUGUGGAUCAUACCCGCGCGACUGGGCGCCGACGACCUGCUCGAGUCCCUCACCAACAUCAGCGCGGCCGAGUUCAGUCCACCCGCGUUCGAGGACGGCAAGUCGGCCGAGGACCAGCUGCGGCGCAAGCCAACAGCCGGUGCGGCAGCAGCCGCUGCGCGCCGCAGGAGGGCGGCGGCCGACGACGACGGCGACGACGUCGCGGGCAUGCUGGACGACGACUCGUCGGGCGAGGAGGAGUUCCUCUUUGAGCCCGGCGGGCCGACGGCGCGCAAGCCGGACGAGGCGGCGCGCAAGAAGAAGGGCACACGCCGGCGCAAAGGCGACAAGGAGCCGCCCACCGACGAUCAGCUGGACGAGAAGGCACGGGCGCGCCGGGAGCGCGAGCGCGAGAAGUUGCGCAAGAUCAAGUCGGCGGCCGUGGUGCACUCGAGCGACGAGGAGGACGACCCCGAGGCGGACGCGGCCUUCUUCGCGCGCGAGCGCGAGCGCAUGGCGACCCGCGACGCGCUGUACACGCGGCUGGCGGGGCUGGGCGACGACGGAGACGACAUUGUGCCGUCGGCUGCGGACAGCACAAAGCCAGCCGCAGCGGCGGGCGAGAAGAAGGUGACCAGGAAGAAGAACAAGGCGGCCUUUCUCGACGACAGCGACGACAACGAAGACGAAGAAGGCGAUGAUGAGGACGGCAGCGACAGCGAGUCCGUCGCCAAGAGGAAGCGCAAGUCGGACAACCACGAUGAUGACGACGACAGCGACGGCACGGCGGGGGCGCCGUCGCCGUCACCGCCCAAGCGCAAGACGGCCAAGAAGCCCGUCAAGCGCCGCAAAAAGGCAGCGGCUGCCUUUGCCGACAGCGACGAUGACGAUGAAAACGAGGGGGCUACAGAGAUGGUCGCUGCGCCUGCUGCUGCUGCUGCUGCUGCUGCUGCCGAGGAUGUCGAUAUGGACGACGAUGAAGAUGACGAGCCCGUCGCCAAGGCGCCCCCUCAGAAACGGGGGCGGGCCAAAGCCGGGUUCGUCGUGGAUAGUAGUGACGAUGAAUAGGGAGGUGAUUCGUCCACUUAUAUACAUGGUGCGGCGUUUCAGGGGUUUGACAUUGCAUAGCAUGUAUGAGAUAUGGCAUGUUGCGUUCUGUCUAUCUAUGUCUUGUUGUCGAGCAGGCGACGGCCGCGCAAAAAUUGGAAAUACCCUGUGAUAUCAAGCCAACUGACGCCCGACCUCUCAUGCAGAGUACACUCGACUUGUGCUGUCGUGAUGGCCUCGCCCAGGCCGCAGAUCUCGUUCUAUUGUCGUACGCGCCGCCGCUCCAGGUGACCACAAAGUAGCGUUCAAGGGUCAGGAGAGAGACAGAUUCGACACAUUUCCCCUACAGCUUCAAAUCCAAUCAACA